Hypanus sabinus (Atlantic stingray) is the source of this 749-nucleotide messenger RNA. Its product is annotated as immunoglobulin J chain-like. The coding region runs from base 94 to 621 and encodes 175 amino acids. Gene Ontology annotation, cellular component: pentameric IgM immunoglobulin complex. Lineage: Eukaryota; Metazoa; Chordata; Chondrichthyes; Myliobatiformes; Dasyatidae. Gene Ontology annotation, biological process: humoral immune response. Gene Ontology annotation, molecular function: immunoglobulin receptor binding. The transcript has 4 exons. The record is from RefSeq and is a predicted model, not a curated record.
UGGGUUGGUCUUUGGUUUUGCUGAAGCUCACAAAUCAGUCUAGGUGAACACCGAGAGCACAAGAGGAGGAUCAAGGAAGCUGACACUCCAGCUAUGAAGAGCAAGCAAAUGCUGAGGCCUUUUGCAGCAAUUCUCCUUUUCACUGUUCUUGUAACAGCCAAUGCUGAAAGCCAUCUUCUAGUUAAAUCAAAAUGUAAGUGCAUGACUGUGACAUCCAAAACAAUUGUUACUGAAUUGCCUACUGGUGAACAUGUGGAGCAGCAUGUGAGAGACAUAAGAAUUAUCGUUCCUAUGAGGAGCAGAGAGAAUAUGUCAGAUCCAUCCUCCCCUAUUCGGACCAAGUUCGUCUACAAGAUUUCUGAUUUCUGCAAGAACUGCAACCAAGAACAAAUCCUCCCUGGAGAGCCCGAGUGCAAGCCCCCACCCCCUCCUGCAGAUACCUGUUACAGCCGUAGCAACACGUGCCUGCACCAAACAAUCAACAUGGGAGAUGGCAAACAAAUGGACGCUGUUCAGAAUCCUGAAUGUCUCGACGGUAAACCAAACCACUGGAUCCCAAAGCCUACAUUGCCUCCUAUUGAAACGACACGAGACUAUUCUUCCAUGUCAGAUGCUCCAUAGGCUGUUCUUCAAAGAACUGCAUUUAAUUCUUCAGAGAAUGUCAUUAAUACAUUUUCUGCUUUGACAUUGUCACUUUUGCUUUUUGUCAUCCUUAAACAGAUCAUAAAAUGCUUCAUAGCUUCAAAACA